GGAUAGAGAAGGCGUUUAGCUGAAUAUAAGGGGACUUUAUCAACUGAUGGACUUUUUAAAUCAACUAUCAACACACUUAAACUCGAGGAAAAUAACCUGAGGAUUAAUUUUCCUGCUGAAUUUUCCUUCAGACGUCGUGAAACGGGGAACGUUUGAGGGGGGAAAAGGGGUUACUUCCUUUGGAUUAACUUUCAAACAAACUUCGGAAGGAAUUUAACGAACAGCUACAUGGAUAUAACCAACCUAAAGUGACAGAAAAGCGCCAGAAAAUGUUGGAGAAAAGAGUCAUUGAGCUUCAUUUGGAGGGGGAAGUCGGAGGCAAAAACGGUGAGUAACUGAGCAGUAAAAUUUUGACAUUUUCGAUGUUUUUUUAAUGCUGGUCAAAACUCGUGAGGACUACAGUUUGUGACCUUAUCAUAGCUCUGUUUUCACCCCUAAAUAUGCCAUAUCUUUGAAAGUUAAUAAACUUUGAUCGUAUGUUGCUGUAAAGUAGCCGCUUUGUCUUGUAUACCAGAUUACAUUGAAAAAACAACUAUUUUUAAACGUCCGGAUUACCGUUAAAAAGAGACAAACAUCCUGUCAGUUAGUGAAACACUUCAAUGCUGUGUCAGCUCGACUACCCCCGAACUACGUUAGACAUUACUGUCUUCUUUUAAUUAUAGUUUUGUGGCUGAUAUUUGGGUAAAAAUGCAUUUUAUUAAAUUUUUUGUAACACUAAGAAAGUAACUGGGGUUCUGUUGGGGAUAAAGCAAAUGAAAUAAUGGCGAUUUAACCGAGAGAAAAAUUAUAUUUCAGUGAAACUAACGGCUGAAAUAAACCUUUUUAGAGUUGAAACUGAAAGGAAAACUCGAUGUAUUUAUGUUGAUAUUUGCUUCAUUUUACAUGUUAUUUCUCAUAUUGAAUAGCUGGGCGCCAAGUCUCCAUGACAAACUCCACCAGUCUAAUAAUACACUACAGAGACACGUGGGAAUAUAUAAUUAACAUUUCCUUCUCUCUUUUGUGAAGAGGGUUUACAAUUAAACUACAUCAUGUCACACUCCAGCUUCAGUACACUUAUUUUAACCCUUUCAUUAAAGAAGCACUAUACCAAAUAGCCUCUCUCUGCACUUUAAUCAUGUCUGAUUCAGCAUUUUGACAGUUUUUUAGAGAUAAUGGAGAUUGUUGCAUAAAAUCAAUUUGAGGAACGGACCGCAGGUUAAAAACAGGGUCAUGAAACUAAUAAAUAAGUCUUUUCAGCAGUCAAAAAUAACAUUUUUUGUCAUCUCUGUCUCCUAAAAGUGUGUUAAAUAUCUCAGAUGUCUGAUGUGUGUUUUUUUCUGUGUUGCAGUGAAGGAGCCAUUCUGCAGUCAGUAUCAGUGUGGACCUCUGCUGGGCAGUGGGGGUUUCGGGUCUGUGUUUUCAGGACAGAGACUCUCAGAUGGACUGCAGGUCAGACUAUAACAUUAAGUCACACUUUUUUAUUUCUGGUUUAUUCUUUAAAUAUGUGAAUAUUUUUAAUUGAUCCUCUUUUAGAUUCUCAUUCUUCUCACUCUCUGUCAUUAUUGCUAACAUCAGAUCCACUUUACUCUUAUAUUAAAGGAAAUAAUGCAUUGCUUUAGUUAAAUGUUUAUCCUACAGGCUUAUACUGAUGUAAAGUAAUGUUUUUAACCUUUUUGUCCUAACAGGUUGCUAUUAAAGAGAUUCACAGUGACAGAGUUCAGCAGUGGGCCAUGCUGGUUAGUAUACUACAGUUUUUUUUAUUAGUACUUAGUCCACACAGUAAUUAAAGCCAUCUAAAAUAUGUUCUGUUUCACCAGACUCACUAAGAAAACCCUCAGUGGUGAAAAAGGAGCAAGAAAGUCAAAAUCAAACACUCUAACACGGUGCUUUUAGUUCUCCUCAGAGAGUAAAAAAGUCAAACUUAGGGGAUACACUAAACAACUGUUUUAUUCUCAUAAUUUCUAAUCUACAGAUAAAUUGUUGAGGUUGUUUGUUAGCCCUGCUGUGAGCUUAAAAACCUUGUCCGUUUUCUGUAAACGAAACCCUAGCUCAGCUCUGCUCCCUAAUGGACCGAAACUCAAACUACAGCUGUAGGCGGGGGAUGGCCCCUGAUUACCACAGAAACCCAUGACGUUACUGUUUGGAAAAUGAUGCUGCAGGACUUUACCUUUGGGGACAAACUCAUCACAGGGAGUCCCCCCAAACCGCAGAAAAACACCUGAACACACCUGAAGACCAAAACUCACCCCAAAAAAACAAAAACCUGCAUGAGUCAGACGGAUGUCACUGAGAAAAGCUUUUAAAGGGAGCGUUUUUGUAGGUCAUAAAAAAAUUUUUUUAAUAUUUUUUUGAAAAGUUGAGACAUCAAGUUGGUAAUCUAUAACAUUAGACUUUUUUAGAAUCUUAACAGAAAAAAUUUAAAGAGGCGAUAUCAUCCUUUUUUUUGUUCCAUGUUGUCAAAGUGUUGAUCAGUUUUUAGGAGGGAUCUUUUAACUGAACUUUAUUAAUUAAUAUUUUCAUGUGCAGAACAUAUUGAUGAACAAUAAAGGUCAUGACAUAAACCCCCCUCACCCUUAGGAGGUAAAUGAGAAGAUAAACAACAAAGGUUAUAUAAGAGUUCACAAUAUAUAUAAAUCUAUACAGUGAUUAAAGAAAUGAAAAUAUAAUUUAAGAAACAUAAAAUUAGGUGAACAGAUAAAGGAGGAGAACUAUGAACAAUAAUGAACUGUAUAAUACUAAGAUUAAAAAAAACAAGAAUAAAAUAGACAAAUAAUAAAAAAUAAAUAAAAAUAAACUGAUGCUAAGAUUUCUGUUAUCUAUAUUGCCAGAUAAUGAGUGACAUAAUUUCUCACCAAAUCCCAAAACUAACAUCUCAUACUUACAGGGAUCAAGCAACAAAAAAAAAGGACCAACAUUUCAACGCAUCUGACAUGUGUAACAAAUAAGGACCAAGUCUCAUUGUAUUUCUUUGUAGAUCUACACACCUGAGGAGUAUCUGAUUUUCUCCAGGUUCAAAAACAUCAUAACCUCACGGAUCCACUGAGUAAAAGUGGGAGGUGUUUUACUUUUCCAAUUAAGCAAAAUAAGGCGUUGCAAGAGCAAUUGCGUUUUUACAGGAAAUAGGGAGCUUUGUACCUUCUCCUACCACUCCAAAAAUUACUGUCAAAGGACGAGGAUUAAUGAUUAUAUUUCUUAUUACUGAAAGAGAGGGAAAAACUCGAGUCCAGAAAUCAGAAGGGAGGGAUUUUUUCAAUAUAACUUUUAUUUAUGAGCGGCAAGUAUACAGUUCCACUUCAGAGAGGUCCAAGUUCUUUCCUUUUUAACUUUGAACAUAAAUGAACCAAAAACACCCUUCCUCCCCCAACCCCCAAAUCUCCCAUCUGGCCAGAUGACAUUUAGAAAAUAGACAAUAAACUUAAAAAACUGACAGUAAAUGAAAUAUAAAUAAUUGUACACACACACACACACACACACACACACAUAUAUAUAUAUAUAUAUAUAUAUAUAUAUAUAUAUAUAUAUAUAUAUAUAUAUAUAUAUACACACACACAUAUAUAUAUAUAUACAUAUAUAUAUAUAUAUAUAUACAUAUAUAUAUGUAUACAUAUACAGAUAAAAUAAAUCAAAACUAAAUAAAUAGAAAUAAAAAAAAUAAGAACCAUUAUUAUGACAGAAAUGUUUAAAAUAAUAUAAUAAUAAUAUAACCAAUAAUUAUGAUAGUAAUGUUAAAAAAUUAGUAGGAAGAAGGGGAAUAUAAAAAAAAAAAUUAUAAAUAAAUUGAAUUCAAAACUAAAAUAAAUUAAAAAUAAAUAGAAAUAAAAUAAUAAUAACGUUUAUUAUGAUAUUAAUGUUAAAAAUUAAGAAAGAAGAAAGAGAAUAUUAAUUUUAAAAAGUCAAAUUAAUUAAUUAAUUUAAAAACUCAAAUAAAUUGAAACUUAAUAAAUAAAAAUAAAAUAAUGACAACAAUAUUUAUGAUAAUAAAGUUAAAAAUUAAAAAUUCUGCUGCUUGUCUUUUAGAUUCCAUGAAGCUUGAGCUAUCAGGGGAAGGAUUUUUUAUGAUAAAUUAAGAACUCCCACGAUUUCAGAUUUCAGAUCCAAACCAUCAAAAUUUGUGAUUUUCAAUAUAGAAAUGCUGAUUUACCCAGUGACAACAGCAGAGGGGUUCUGGAGUGCUGGGUUACAGAAUUCUGGUGCCUCUCUUAAAGAGACGGUACCUAAAAGACAGGCUGAUUUCAUGAGAGUUUUCAAAAGCCUCAGUCUGAGAAUUGGAGCGUUAGUAAAAGUAAAGUCAGGAUUUUUACCAUUUUAAGGAAAAUAAAAAUUAUUUUAGUGUCUGUUUGAAAUCCUAAAACCUUCCUUAAUUAAAAAAAAAAAAAAAAAGUUGUUUUGAAAAUUAAAUUCAACAUCAAAGUUUAGACUAAAUGUUUUUUCUCUCUUUGAGUCUGAUGAUCAUGAUCCUUCUCCCCUUCAGCCCGGCGUAGUCAAUCCCGUUCCCAUGGAAAUCGCGCUGCUGCAGCGGCUGUCCGAGAUCGGGGGUCACGGGGGUGUCAUACGCAUGCUGGACUGGUUCGAGGUGGAGGGGCGGGGCUUCCUGCUGGUGCUGGAGCGACCGCCGCAGUGUCAGGAUCUGUUCGACUUCAUCACAGAGAGAGGAGCGCUACCCGAACGCCUCGCACUCAGGUUCUACUUCCUGUUCUGCUCCCCUUUCUCAGUGUGAACUUUGACCUCCCGUGGUUCUCGGUCCUAAAGCCCUCCGUUUGUCCGACAGGUUCUUCCGGCAGAUCGUGGAGGCGCUGCAGUUUGUCCACGCCCAUGGGGUCGUGCACAGAGACAUCAAAGACGAGAACAUUGUGGUCGAUAUGAGGACGCUCGAGGUCAAAAUGAUUGACUUUGGAUCUGGGGCGCCACUCAAAGAGACACCAUACAGCGAGUUUGAAGGUACAGAGAGAUAAAUGUGACAAACAGAUGAAUGAAUAAACAGACAGAUGAGUGAUGUCUGUGGUCGUCUGUCCUCAGGAACUCGGGUCUACAGUCCCCCUGAGUGGAUCGUGUCCCAGUUGUACGAUGCCGUCCCUCUCACCGUCUGGUCUCUGGGCAUCCUGCUCUUUGACAUGGUCUGUGGCGACAUUCCGUUUGAGCGCGACCAGGAGAUUGUUGGAGCCACACCCAUUUUCACCAGGAGGGUCUCUAAAGGUGAGCCGAAGCCCCGCCCACACCCCUGUCCAUCGACAUACCUGAUUGACAGGUGUGUCAUGAACCCGUUCGUCACGUUAAUCAGGACCUCCUCUUUUCUCCUCAGAGUGCCAGUCUCUUAUUCGCUGGUGUCUGUCGUACCGCCCUGAGGAGCGUCCCUCUCUGGAGGAGAUCCUGUCUCACCCCUGGAUGGAGGGAGGUGAGGAGGAGGAGGGGGAGGACGGGGGAGACCUGCAGGAGGAGGACUGCUCCUCUCUGCCCACUCAGUCCCUCUGACAGUCUGAGACCCUGAACAAACAGAACUCUGGAACUAAAGGUCUGCUUCACUAGAUGGACUCAAGGGGGGGGGUGAAGUCUUCACUGAGGUCCUCAUAAUUUAACUCUUGAAUAUUUAAGAAGGUGGAAACACUGGUUCGUCCCUCGGUCUGCUCUCCUCGAAUGGAAAGUGUUUAUUUGAGCUUUAAUUUUCACUCAGCUGUUCUCUGAUUAUUUAUCGCAGCAGCUCUCAGACCUCUGUGUUUUUGAUGACUUCCUGUUUGGGUAUUUAUUGAGUAUUUAUGUUGUAUAUGAUGUCGGCAGGUUUAUACUUCCUUCUUUUACCCUCCAGCUGCUCUGUCAGAGACCUCCGGGUUCGGCUCUUCAAACAAAAACAGAUAUUUUAAACUUUGGCAUCGUUUCAUCACCAUAUCCUUCAACACAAGAACUCAUUGAUUUGACAAUAUCUGCAAAACACUCACACUGAAAACCUCCGAACACACACUUCUGAAUGCAGGCUCUCUGUGAUCCUCUGCUUUACUAACCCGUGACACAGCUCUGCAUGACUGUUUCUGCUGCUGGAGAGCCACAUGUUUCAGAUACAAUGCCCUCCUUUUCUUAUCUGAAGUUUGAGAAAUGAAACUUUUCUAAAGCCUGAACUUGUACGCUCUGAGAGAGGAGGGUUUAAUCAAAAUGAUUGUUUUUAUGAUCACAAAAAUCGAAGUUCUGAUUCUGUUCGCUUCUUAUCCUUGCGUUACCUGGAGAAGCUCGGGCCAAAGUUUGAGUUAAAAGUGAGAGAUGUAGUUUUAUUUUCUUCAUCCUACCACAAGGAACUCUACAGUGUGGGAGCUCAGGACUAAACUACGCAGACUCUAAAAUGUCCUGUUAUUAAACUAAAGUGUGUUUCUGUUGUUCGCUCAGAGCUGAACCUGCAGACGUCUCUGAGCUCAAACUAGUUUUUCUGUUAGACUCAGAUCAGAGCUUUUCUGUGAGUUUGGGGUGUAACUGGAUCAGAUUGAGGUAAAUCUGGGUUGUGGUGACUCAGGAUGUGACGUCACUGUAAAUACUUGUGUAUUAUUAGUUGGUUUACUACCAAAGUGAUCUGUUGGUCACUUGUUUCUGUUUAUUUACAUUAAAUAAGAAUUUUGGGAUCAAGAGAAAAAAUGAUCCAACGCUUUAAUAAAAAGUUUUUUCACUUCAUUGUUUGGUGUCUUCGUUUCUCUGAGUGGAUCCUCUCAAACUAUCCUGACCGACAGACCUGCAGCGGGCGCUAAACAGGAAUAUCUAGGAGUGAGGUGUUCAGUAAGCAGCCAAUAGGAUUUCUCUAUUUCCAGCCCGAAGAACAAGGAAGUGAUUGUGCACAUAGAUAUAUAGAAAGACUAGAUGGAUGAUGCGACUGUUACCCGCGUCGUCACCGAGCGGCCAUCUUGCCUAGGGGGACUCCUCCCGCGCAUUCAACAGUAGUGAAUGGAAGGUGAGCGACCUACACAAACAAAAAUACACUUAACUCGCUGAAAUCCUGACGGAUUUAAAAACGUUUUGGUUUAUCAAAAACCUUAUUAACGUGGCUAUUAUUCAGGCCGCGUGGACAUGUUGAAAGUGCAGCUUUUCUUUUCGAAAAUCAUUUUGUUUUUUCAUUUUGUUGCAUAGUUGUGUGUCUGUCACACCAAUUUGCAAGGCUGCAAUCUGGGAGUUUCAGUUAUUAUACACGUUUCCGUGAGACCAAUAAGAAAUUGUGACAACCACAUAUUUUGUCUAAAUGACGAUUUGUGUGGAUGUAGUUGUGUUUAUUAGCUAGCAAAGAAUAAGAGGUUGUGAAUGUGACAUAGUGGUCCUCUGGGACUAUUACAAAGUAGCCUCGACAUAGUUCUUUACAGGUGGGAAAGGCAGAAUUACUCCUCUGUUUUAACAUACAUAAUAUGAUUUCCAAGCUGUUUCAUUAGUAAAAUAUAUCCUUAAUUUAGAUCUAUUGUGAUACAGUAAAUGCCUGGCUUUGUGUUUACAGAAAUACCCCCUACAGUCCAAGAUGCAAGACUUUUGUUUAGCACAUGGAUGCUCAAAUGAACGUUAUGUUCAAACAAGAGCCCGUGGAAUCACCUUUCACUCAUAAGAAAUGACUUGAGGGACAUAUUUAGGAUAAUUGUUUCUUAGUUAAAUUUGUACUUGUACAAUACAAGUUAUUUUCACCCUGACGUUUUAAAAAUGUUUCUACCAUUUGUUUACAUAAUAAUCAUUGAAUAUUUCUUUUUUACAUUUUUUUUUAACAUGUUACUGUUAUUGACUUGUGAUUUAAGUUUACAUAAUGGCAUUCAAGCAUAGGCUAUAUGAAUUACCCCAACAAUAUCAUAAUUUAGUUCUAGUUGUGUCUCUGUUUUUCAAAUUAAGGCUGCAACACAUUGCUAAAAUGACUACGCUUAGCGUACAGAAAGACAAUGUGAGACAGAAGCUCACCAAAACAGUCCUUUUCAAGGGGCAGUAACUCAAACUGUCCGUGCACUUGUAUAUACAGUAUGUUGGUUUUGUUGCGACCGUGUGAGUGACUGUUGAUUUGGAGUGAAUGUUGCAUGGUUUAGUGUGACUGUUGGUUUGGAGUGAAUGUUGAAUUGUUUUGU
Xyrichtys novacula (pearly razorfish) is the source of this 8039-nucleotide messenger RNA. NCBI's taxonomy places the organism in Eukaryota, Metazoa, Chordata, Actinopteri, Labriformes, Labridae. The record is from the annotation of a GenBank genome assembly.